AAAGUUGGUCUCUCUUGUCGCAGCAGAUGCAUUGUGGGUAACCUGCCAUUUUAACCCAAUAUAGGACUCCAUUCUGUUGUGGGAACAACGCAAUAAAUAAGGACACGAGACCAGUUUCACAUUUAAACAUUAGCUGUUGUAUCAAAGGUAAUUUGUAGGAGCCAUGGCCCGUACCAAGCAGACAGCCCGUAAAUCUACUGGAGGCAAAGCCCCACGUAAGCAGCUGGCCACCAAAGCUGCCCGCAAGAGUGCCCCUUCUACUGGUGGGGUCAAGAAGCCCCAUCGCUACAGGCCUGGUACUGUGGCCCUGCGUGAGAUCCGUAGGUACCAGAAGUCCACUGAGCUGCUGAUCCGCAAGCUGCCCUUCCAGCGCCUGGUGAGAGAAAUCGCUCAGGACUUCAAGACUGACCUGCGUUUCCAGAGUGCAGCCAUUGGAGCCCUGCAGGAGGCCAGCGAGGCUUACCUGGUUGGUCUGUUUGAGGACACCAACCUGUGCGCCAUCCACGCCAAGCGUGUCACCAUCAUGCCCAAAGACAUCCAGCUGGCCCGUCGUAUCCGUGGGGAACGUGCUUAGACGCCUCCCUUUUAUUUUUUUAUACCUCAGUCUGUCUUUUCCUCCCUUCCCACUUAUCCUUAUAAGGAGCUUGAUUUGAGUAAUGUGACACGUAAACUGUGUAGUCUUGUCCCCCUUAGUUCUCUUAGCAGCAGACUUUUAGGGUACUUUGUAUCUGUUUUGAAGCUGAUCUGAGUCACACCUUUGUGUAUGCAACUCUGCACAGCAAAGGGUGCAUGCAUGAAGCAUCUUGGGCAAGCAUUUCCCCCUCCUACUAUUACAUUAUGACAGGGUUGGUUUUCUAAUUGAUAAACAUGUGGUGUUUUUACAUGUACCCUUAAUUAUCAUUUUUUUUACAACUAGUGUUUCUACUGUUUACAUGAUACAUUUACAAAUGGUUAAUUGUGUUCUGAAAUUGAUCAAUAAAAAUUACUUUGCAUGAUUCAAAAUAUUGCAUAGGCCUGUAGCACAAUGUUUAUGUAUUUCUCUCAUGUUUUUAUCCAGGUAAUAUUUUAGUUCCUUUCUCAGGUUGUGAUGCCCUUUUCACACUGAUUUCGUUUUAUUUUUUUACAUUUUUAAGCAGACAUUUGUAAAAAUCCAGAAUUCUCAUACAAAGGUGAUAAACUACUGUUCCACAA
This is a messenger RNA of Oncorhynchus gorbuscha (pink salmon), 1191 nucleotides long. RefSeq names its product histone H3.3A. The record is from RefSeq and is a predicted model, not a curated record. Gene Ontology annotation, cellular component: nucleosome. Bases 164 to 574 code for a protein of 136 amino acids. Lineage: Eukaryota; Metazoa; Chordata; Actinopteri; Salmoniformes; Salmonidae. Gene Ontology annotation, molecular function: protein heterodimerization activity; DNA binding; structural constituent of chromatin. The transcript is spliced from 4 exons.